AGCAUGUGAGUAUCGGAGAGUAGAGUAUGAGGGACCGUGUUCACUCCUUCAGCCGGCAAGUUGACGAUCAAGAAGCAAAUGAAGGUAGGCCUACAGUAGUAGACUUUCAUUCGGACGGUGGUGUAGACGAGGUGAAGAAGUUCCUGAAGGAAGCUCAGCACACUAGGGAGAAAAUAGUGGCGAUAGAAGAGCUAGUGAACCAGAUACGCGAGUACCAUGGCAAAAUUACAGGAGCUGCAGCUAGAAAUGAAGAGGUUCACAAAAAGUUAAAUCUAGCUAUGGAUGAGAUCAGGAGGUUGUUUGACACAGUGAAAGAAGCUUUGAAGAGAAUGGAGCAAGAGUCCAAAUCACUGUCACAGAAGAAGGAUGCUGAAUUAAAACGACCUGCUGACAUCAGAAUAAUGAGUUCUCAGUAUACAUCUCUGCAGUGCUGGUUCUUUGAGACGUGGACAGAGUAUAAUGAGUGUCAGAGUGAUUACAGAGAGAAAUGCAAGGAGAAACUUACCCGACAGAUUCAGAUUACGGAAAAGAAAGUUACACAAGAAGAAAUCAAUAAAAUGAUCGAAAGUGGAAACUUCACUGUCUUCUCUUAUAAUGCUCAAUUCCAGCCUAAAGACAUUGAAGAAAUGGAAAGUAGGCACAACGACAUAACGAAACUCGCAGAAAGUUUAAAGCAACUGCACGAAAUGUUCAAAGACUUGGCGCUGAUGGUAGAGCAGCAGGGUGAGAUGUUGAACAACAUCGAGAAGAACGUGGACCAGGCUCGUGACUACGUUGCGGACGCGGAGCGGGAAUGUCACCAAGCUGUAGACUUAACCAAUAAGUGGAGGAAGAAAAAGCUGAUUUGCGGUGUGGUGAUACUGAUAAUCGUAGUAAUCGUUGGAGCGGUGAUAGCUAUAGUAGUACACUUACAAUCCAAAUAAUUAACUGUACAUAAUAAUACUUUAGUCCUGUAAAUAUGCCACCAAUUAUAUUAUACAUACACUCAAAUAUUUUGUACCACCUAUAAAGAGUAAUAAUACAGUUAUUUUGUGAUAAAUUAUGUUAUCCUACCUGAGCUUGGAUUGAAAUCUGGGUAUUUGAAUUUCACUUCACACCAUAUACUAAACGGUUUAUUUUGAUUACUGAUUUUACCUCAACAGAAUCGCUGACACGCAAGCUUGUUUUUUUGAUUAUUUCAAAGUUGUAACGUUAUUUAAUUAGAGGUUCGUGCUGGUAACGAACCUAAUUACUCUGCAACUAGAGUAUUAUUUACAUUAUUUAAUGCAUAUUGUUAAUUUUAUCAGCUAAAAUUCAAUUUCAUUAUGGUUCAGUUGACAUUUAGAUUGGUCCGAUCUUUACUGUUCUGCAGUCGAUGACGAUCCAAUAAUAACUAUCUUUUUCGAAUUUAAAUUAAUAAAUAACAUUUUAUUUUUGGAUAUAAUUGUAAUUGCUAAUUGAAAUUUCGCCACAGAUAAUAAUAACAGUAAUAAUUAUAAUAUAAUUCAAUUAACCUACUUACUUAUUGUUUUACUCAGGGGUGUAGUUUACAUUUUCAGCUGCUCUGAUCGCUGGCUAACUUAAGAAACAGAGAGAUUUGUUGGGUUUUCAUGAUGUUGAUUUUUGGCGAAAUUCGCCUGCAAAUUUAGAGUUUUCUUAAAUAUCCAAAUUUAACUAGUUUAAUUCGAGUUUAACAAAUUUAACGUGUUUCCACAUCGAUUGUAUAUGCUCUUUAAUAGUUUGAAUAUUUGAAAUAUUUGAAUGUUUACAAUUAUUACAUACUUCAAUAAAUAUGGUGGGGAGAUAGUUCUUAUCAUCUUGAGUAUUAGUGACUUUAUUUCGUUACUGCAUUACAUUUGCAAUACGAUAUUUAAUAUUUAUUACAAUUCAAUUUC
Bolinopsis microptera is the source of this 1874-nucleotide messenger RNA. Its product is annotated as syntaxin-like. Gene Ontology annotation, biological process: exocytosis; intracellular protein transport; vesicle fusion. Bases 27 to 923 code for a protein of 298 amino acids. Lineage: Eukaryota; Metazoa; Ctenophora; Tentaculata; Lobata; Bolinopsidae. The transcript has 8 exons. Gene Ontology annotation, molecular function: SNARE binding; SNAP receptor activity. Gene Ontology annotation, cellular component: SNARE complex; plasma membrane; endomembrane system. The record is from RefSeq and is a predicted model, not a curated record.